This is a messenger RNA of Penicillium verhagenii, 1725 nucleotides long. Its product is annotated as cyclin family protein. Gene Ontology annotation, cellular component: centrosome; cyclin-dependent protein kinase holoenzyme complex; cytoplasm. The coding region runs from base 1 to 1725 and encodes 574 amino acids. The record is from RefSeq and is a predicted model, not a curated record. Gene Ontology annotation, biological process: regulation of cyclin-dependent protein serine/threonine kinase activity; mitotic cell cycle phase transition. Lineage: Eukaryota; Fungi; Ascomycota; Eurotiomycetes; Eurotiales; Aspergillaceae. Gene Ontology annotation, molecular function: cyclin-dependent protein serine/threonine kinase regulator activity. The transcript has 4 exons.
AUGGACGCGAAACCUCAUCGCAUUCGUGUCCGAGGAGACGAGAACGUGCCACCCUCCUUGCAAAAUAACAAGACCAUCCAUCAGCGCAAUAAGUCCCUGUCGGCCCUGACCAUCACCCAAGCCGCGAAGAAUGGUACUCGAAGAGCUUUCGGAGAUGUCAACACCAAUACAGAUUUGUCGCGUCCUAGCAGAGAUGACUCGGCCCUUGUGGGAAAGCUAGGUGGACAGGUGUCUGAGAAGCCUGCGAAAGCGCAGGCUCAUCAACGCGCCUUGUCUAUGUCAAGCUCCGCCAAAAGUCUGCUAAACAACGUCAGCACGAAGCCAGUCAACCCAGCUGGCAAGGCCCAAAACACCAAGCCAACUAAGCGAAACAAUACUGUGUUCCGAGAUCAACUCGAGCCCGUCGUUGAAAAGGAAUCAUCCAAGGAAACUCUGAUUAGUCGACCUACUAGUAGUCGACGAAGUGAACCCACUUCUGAAAGCCAAGUCACGUUAUCGAAAGAGACUGAUAAGGCUGAAAAGAGAGAAAUCUCAAGCAAGCCCCUGGGCCCGUCGAUCGCUGUCGUCAACGCAGAGCAUGUGUCAAUCUCCACUGGAUCGGACGGCACCGUUCUUGAGACUGAUGACCCCAAGACGGCUCCCCUGCAGAUCGCCUCGCUCAAGACACCAAACCUCCUUCCCUCGGAGCCAGAAGAAGAAUGGGAUGACGACGAUGAAGAUUACUCAACUGCGCCGUCCACCUUUGGCCCGGAAAACACUACAGGGGGCACGACAACAAUCAUUUACCCCAAGUUUUCCUCUACCACAAAGCAACAGAUUCUCAUGGCAAAACAGAUGGUUGAAGCUGCGCGCACGGAAGAGGAUGUCCAGGAAGAUUUGUACGAUACUAGCAUGGUCGCAGAGUACAGCUCGGAGAUUUUCCUCCACCUUCGAAAGAAAGAGACCUCAAUGCUUCCGGUUGCUGACUACAUGGCCAGCCAAGCUGAAAUCCAGUGGUCGAUGCGCGCCGUUCUGAUGGACUGGUUGGUGCAAGUACACUUUCGCUUUGCUCUGCUCCCCGAGACUCUAUAUCUUUGCGUCAACUACAUCGAUCGAUUCCUCUCGCACAAGAUCGUCUCUUUGGGAAAACUGCAGUUAGUAGGCGCUACUGCUCUGUUUAUUGCAGCCAAGUACGAAGAAAUCACCGCGCCAUCUGUCCAAGAGAUUGUCUACAUGGUCGAUGGUGGCUACACUGUUGAUGAAAUCCUCAAGGCCGAGCGCUACAUGCUUCUGAUUCUCAACUUCGAAUUGGGAUGGCCUGGCCCCAUGAGCUUCCUUCGUCGCAUCAGCAAAGCAGACGAUUAUGAUCUGGAGACACGCACUGUGGCCAAGUACUUCAUCGAGAUCACGAUCAUGGACGAACGUUUUGUCUGCACUCCCCCAAGCUUUGCUGCAGCUGGCGCUCACUGUUUAGCUCGCCUGAUGCUCCAAAAGGGAUGCUGGACUCCCGCCCAUGCAUACUAUUCUGGAUACACGUAUUGGCAGUUGCUUCCCAUCCUAAACAACAUGCUUGAUUGCUGCGAGAACCAGCAAAGCCACCACCAAGCGAUUUAUGAGAAAUACCUCGAUCGUCGGUUUAAGCGUGCCUCGCUGUUUGUGGAGAAUGAAGUUCGUGCUUCGUUCUCCCUACCCAACAAUGUUCCCUCCAACGAUCCUGCGCGCAUGACUGGCGAUGCCAACUACUAA